This is a messenger RNA of Closterium sp. Naga37s-1, 1713 nucleotides long. The record is from the annotation of a GenBank genome assembly. NCBI's taxonomy places the organism in Eukaryota, Viridiplantae, Streptophyta, Zygnematophyceae, Desmidiales, Closteriaceae.
AUGCCCCACCGCAACGCCAUGCCCACCAGCCCCUCCGCUGCCACCCACGCCUUGACGUCCUUCACCGGCACGCCAGCGCGCGCGCGGAGCUCCUUGAUCGCCGCGAGGUUCCCCCCUCUGCCGGAUGCUUCCACCGCUCCUGCUACCCCGGCCCCAGCUUGCGCGCAACACCCGGCGCUGCUGCUGGUGGCGGAGAACGCGCGGGAGCGCCUGGCCGCACGCACGCGCGUGGCGGGGCAAGAGGUCGAGGUACUAGAGGCAGUGGAGGCAGCGGAGGAAGCGGAGAGAAGCAGGGAAGCGGCGAAGCGGGGAAACGGGGAAUCAGAGAAGUGGGGAAACGGAGAAUCGGGGAACCAGGGAAGCGGGGAGGCGGGGAAGCGGGGAGGCGGGGAAGCGGGGAGGCGGGGAAGCGGGGAAGCGGAGAAGCAGGGAAGCGGGGAAGCGGAGAAGCGGGGAAGCGGGGAAGCAGGGACGCGGGGAAGCGGGGAAGCGGGGAGGCGGGGAAGCGGAGAAGAGGGGAAGCGAGGAAGCCGAGAAAAGAUUGACCUGAACAACAUGGAUGAGGAAAUGGCUGAAAAGGAACCUGCUGAAAACUCCCCUGCUAAGAACCCUCUAGCUGCUGAAAAUUCCAAGGAGCAGGAAGAGGAGUCUCAAGAGGAUGACAUUGAGUUGGAAGGGGAAGAGGACAUUCUGCAUGUUGAAAUUGCUAAGCUGCAGGAUCAUGUUGUUGAGCAGGAUACGCGCAUCCAGCAGCAGCAGUCACUCAUUACCAACCUCAAGAGGGAGCUCUUUGACCAGGACAACAAAAUCAAGUACCUGGAAGUUGAGCUUAAGAACAUGAAACACGACGCACGGGAGCACGUUCAUCAGUUGGCGAGACAGACUUCAAAGAUCAACGAGCUGCAUGAGGCUUUCAGGGCCCUACGAAGGGAGACCAUGUUUUGCCCUGCACCACGAGCGGACCCGCCUGCCAACUCUACUAGCGGGCGCACCCACCCUUCUCGCUCUGGUGGUGUGGCGGGUGACCCCGGACCUUCUACGCAGCGUGCUGCUGAGCUGAACAUGCAGGUUUUUUGCUCUCUGCCAAUUACCCUCCCGCCAUUCAUCCAUGGCAAGACGGAUAUGGCAGCAUGGUUGUCGAUGAUGACCGACCUGUUCAAGGCUCACAAGGUCCAUGACGACGCUCGCGUCAUCGCUGCCACCACCGUGCUGGACCAGAAUGCACAGCGAGUGGUGUAUGGCAGCAAGAUCCAGGCUGAGGCGGAUAGUAAGCCGUUUGGGUGGGAGGAAUUCGCCUCUGCACUCAAGCAAGCUUUCCAGGUCCAGCCGACCCAGCUGGAGGUGCGCAUUUGCCUUGAGAAGCUGCAGUGCGGGAACCGCACAGUUCAGCAGUACGCUGUGGAGUUCGAGGAGAUCUGGGUGCUGCAGAAACCGGCGGAACGUAUGAGCGAAGGCAAGAAGAUCCACCUCUUCUUCAAGGGCCUGCCUGAGCACCUCCAGAGCAUGCACAUGACGGAUGGGGCUGGGGAGUCGUGGAGGUCCUACGAUCACGUGAAGCGCAUGGUGGGGACCACUGAUAAGCAUUUCCGUGCUUAUGCGAAAACUACUACCCAGCCGCAGCAGGCCUCAAUGCCGUCGUCUAGCCCUGCGGGUCCUAGCGGAAGGCAGCAGGCAACGCCUUGGAAGGGCGGGAACCACAAGAGGCCUUUCUAG